AUGUCUAAAGAAGAGGGUAAGGCCCGAGACAAGGUCGACCUCGAAAGGAAAAUAGGACUCGUUGACCUGCCUCCUAAUGAAUCGUUCGAAGCAUCCAAACGGAGGCACCUGGGACCCUUCAACCACCGCUCCAAACUCGUCCCCCUGAAUGUGGUAGAAGCGGACGUUUGCGGCGCUCAGUGGCCGUCCAACCACGCUUCUGCACCCAACUCUGUUCCCGCAGCUCCCAGACCAGUCCUCCGCCUAGAUCACCCACACGACGGUCUAUCGCAGUUUACUGCCAAACACUGCGUCAACCUCCCACUCCUGCAUCAACGCCAAUGUCUGAAAAUAUUUCCAAGUUAG
This is a messenger RNA of Mesocestoides corti, 345 nucleotides long. NCBI's taxonomy places the organism in Eukaryota, Metazoa, Platyhelminthes, Cestoda, Cyclophyllidea, Mesocestoididae. The record is from the annotation of a GenBank genome assembly.